Photinus pyralis (common eastern firefly) is the source of this 1784-nucleotide messenger RNA. RefSeq names its product 4-coumarate--CoA ligase 2-like. Lineage: Eukaryota; Metazoa; Arthropoda; Insecta; Coleoptera; Lampyridae. Gene Ontology annotation, biological process: fatty-acyl-CoA biosynthetic process; long-chain fatty acid metabolic process. The coding region runs from base 84 to 1754 and encodes 556 amino acids. Gene Ontology annotation, molecular function: long-chain fatty acid-CoA ligase activity. Gene Ontology annotation, cellular component: mitochondrion. The record is from RefSeq and is a predicted model, not a curated record. The transcript is spliced from 9 exons.
AAAGAACAUGCGACGAGGCUGGUCAGGGGUGUAUUUCCCAUAAGCCUUUCUCUUAACAGUCAGACGUGGAUAAAGUGUUAAACAUGUUUUCCAUGUCGCAAAAAGUAACUAGCAGGUUGUUUUUGAAAUUCCGCUUUACUUUAAAGCAAAAGCUUCACUCCAUGGUCCCCGAUGUUGUUAUACCAAAUAUGCACUUGGAGGAGUGCAUUUGGAAAAAUUUAGAGAAGUGGCACAAUAAGACUGCUCUGGUAUGUGCGCAAACCAAUCGCAAUUACACGUAUUUGCAAUUGCACAAAAAGAGCAACGCACUAGCAAGUUUCUUGUGCAACCUGGAUAAACUAAAACAGUCUGAUACAGUUGCUGUAGCACUGCCCAAUCUUCCGGAAUAUGCGAUUAUUGUACUAGGCGUUAUUCAGGCAGGUUGCAAAGUAACCACUCUAAAUCCUUUAUAUACUUCGGGCGAAAUGAGUUACCAAUUGAUACGUGCAGAACCCAAAGUAAUAUUUGCAACACCUGAAACCUAUAAAACUGUACAAAUUGCAUUGCAAUUAAGCAAACUUCACAUACCAACCAUUGUUGUUAGAGCAAAGAACGAUUCUACCUUACCACAUGGGGCAAUCGACUUCGAGGAAAUUACUCGAAAUCAUUGCGACGCGAACUUUGACUUACGCAGAAGUCACGAUGACACUGUAUUAAUGUUAUUUUCAAGUGGAACAACAGGUUUACCAAAGGGAGUUGAGAUUACCAGCAGAGGUUUGGUAUCCUGCCUGCACCAAUUAUCGGCACCCAAACUGGAUCGUCUAUCCGAAACGAGCGAAUCUGAGCAGGAGGUUGUCCCAGUAGUUAUACCAAUGUUCCACAUAUACGGAUUGGUGGUUAACCUUCUCCAUGGCUUGUUGAAAGGAAGCAAGUUAGUAAUCGUUCCAAAAUUUUCAUCAGAACUCUUUGUGAAUGUCUUGGAAACGUACAAACCAACCGUCCUCUAUGUGGUGCCACCAAUAUUUCACAUGAUGUUAAAUAGCAACAAGUUUAACUUGUCCCACUUCACUAAGACGAAAAGUAUAAACUCUGCGGCUGCACCUCUGGGAGCCACAGAUAUUAUGGCUUUAAGCGAGAAACUACAAGGGAAAGUAGAUAUUUUCCAGAUGUAUGGUCAGACUGAAGUCUGUGUGACUCACGUUCAGAGUUCACAAAUAGAUGAUCAUAGGAAACCAGGAGGAAUCGGUUUUCUGCUACCUUCAACUGAGGCCAAAAUUAUGUCGACCACUACCGGGAAUGAAGUCGCCGCUAACCGGGUGGGAGAGAUGUACCUUCGUGGUCCUCAGGUGAUGAAAGGAUAUUACAAAGAUAAAAAUGCCAACGACGCUGCGUUUACUAAGGAUGGAUGGUUCAAAACAGGAGAUUUGGGUUACUAUGAUGAAGAUGGUCAUUUUUUUCUUACAGACCGAGUGAAGUAUCUCAUUAAGGUAAAUGGAUACCAAGUGGCCCCGGCUGAGUUGGAGGAUUUAAUAAGACUCCAUAAAGACGUAGACGACGUUGCCGUGAUUGGAGUCCCUCAUAAAAAAUUUGGGGAAGUGCCCAAGGCAUUUGUGGUUCGUAGACGAGAUUCAAACGUAUCGUCAUUUGCAUUUCAGGAAUUUGUAAAGAGUAAGGUUGUACAUUAUAAGCAGUUGAUUGGAGGAGUAUCUUUCGUGGAUUCUAUUCCAAAAUCCCAAGUAGGAAAGGUACAGAAAAAUGAACUAAAUAAAUAUUAACGCAUUUAUUUGUAAUUAUGGGUGCAAUAA